AUGAAAGAUGGGGUGCAAGAAUUGGUUAAUGCUGCCAAAAGGAAUGGUGAAGUUAUCAACUUUGAUGUUCAAAGUUGGCUAAAAAGUGUUAACGUGUUAAUUAAAGAAGUGUUGCAUUUUGAGGAAGAAGUCCGCAUGAAAAGGCGAUGCUUGUACCGGUGGAACAUAAGUAGGAAAGCCACUAAGAUUACACAAGAUGUUCGUCAUCUCCAAAAAGAAGGAACAUUCAAUAAUGUUGCCCAUCCUGCACCUCCACCGAUGAUAUGGUCAACAUUCAGAGAAGGUUUUAAGGAUUUUAAAUCCAGAAUGACACAUGUGAAUAGGGUGAUAGAGGUUUUGAAGAAUGAAGACGUUAGAAUGAUUGGGAUUUGUGGUAUGGGGGGUGUGGGUAAAACCACAAUGGUGAAAGAAAUCAUCAAAAGGCUGGAAGGAUUGAAAGCAUUCGAUAAUAUUGUGAUGGCAGUUGUGUCCCAAAGCCCAAGCAUUCAGAAGAUUCAAUCAGAAAUUGCAGAGGAGCUGGGGUUUAAAUAUGACGAGAAUACCGAAAGUGGAAGAGCACGAAGGCUCUACAGAAGACUCAUGGAAAUAAAUAGCAUCCUAAUUGUAUUAGAUGAUGUGUGGACAGAGCUUGAUUUUGAGGCUAUAGGACUUCCUUCUCAACUUUCUCAUAAAGGGUGCAAAGUUUUGUUGACCUCACGAAACGAGGACGUGUGCAAAGAAAUGGGAAGUCAAGAAAUUUUUACACUCCCAGUUUUAACACCAGAGGAAUCAUGGGAACUCUUCCGUGAAAUCAUAGGUAAACCCUUGGACUAUCCUGAUUUGGCUAAACGAGUCACAAAUGAGUGUGCAGGUUUACCUAUUGCUAUUUUAACUGUUGCGAAAGCACUAGAAAAUAAGAGGAAGUAUGAAUGGGAUGAUGCCCUCAAACAGCUACAAAGUUCAGCUCCUGGAAGCAUCUCUUCAAUGAAUGACAAAGUUUAUUCCAAGCAUACAAUGGAAUAUGGAUGGGGUCGAGGGUAUUUUAGUAACAUUGAUUCAGUGGAAGAAGCAAGAAAUAGAGUGCAUUCUUUGGUUGACAAACUUCAAAGAAGGUUUUUGUUGCUAGAGAGCAAAUGGGGAGACCAUACCAAGAUGCAUGACAUAGUUCGUGAUGUUGCCAUAUCAAUUGCCUCAAGAGAUCCACAUAGAUUUCUAAUAAGAUGCGAUGCUGAAAAGAAAGGGUGGCCAAAGAUAUACGACCAUUGCACAACAAUCUCACUGAUACCAAUUAAUAUUGAUGAGAUCCCAGUUGGCCUGGAGUGUCCAAAACUUGAGCUUCUACACUUAGAAGGCGAACGUUAUUCGGAAAAUAGCAUGGACAUCAUGUGUAAAGGGAUGAAAGAGCUGAAGGUUUUAGCAUUGGUAGACAUGGGUGGGAUAUCAGCCUUGCCAAGGUCACUAGGACUACUGAAGAGCCUUCGAACCUUGUCCCUAAAUGGUUGUUAUGAUUUAACAGAUAUAUCUGAUGCUAUUGGAAGAUUGGAAAAUUUAGAGAUCCUCAGCUUUCGUAAAUGCUCUAGAAUCUUAGAGUUGCCGAAGGAAAUUGGACUUCUUAAACAUUUAAGGUUGUUAGAUAUCACGGAUUGUGAUCGUCUUGAGAAGAUUCCACAUGGUCUCUUAUCGAGCUUAUCUAGUCUUGAAGAGUUGUAUAUGGAAAAUAGUUUUCGCAAAUGGGAACAAUCAGCAGCAGAAAGCGAAGAUAAGAGGAUGGCAAGCCUUGUUGAGGUGAUGUCUUUAUUGUCUAAUCAUUUGAAGGUUUUAGUCAUAGAUAUACCCGAUUUCAACUUCUUUCCAAAAGACUUGUACUUGACAAUCCAGACAACAAUAAGAUUCCACAUAUCCAACUCACUUGGACCAUCGCCGGUUAGAACUCCAUCAACAAGAGCUGGUUGUUAUGCAUUCGAAAAUAAGUUGGAUAUUGUUGAAAGUGAUGCAAGGGAAUUCAUGGAGAUUCAAAUUGUUCGUGUCUUAUUUAAGAAAUGUGAAGAUUUAAUGUUGGGAAGGAUUAAGAAUUUAAAGUAUGUCCUCAAUGAAUUAGACCAAGAGGGAUUGCAACACUUAAAAGUUUUAACAAUUCGGGAGUGCCCCGAGAUAGAAUACCUUGUAAAUGGAGCAAGUUGGACUCAACAAACAGCCUUCCCUCUCAUCCAAUCAAUCGAACUCUGGGGGAUGCCCAAGCUAAAAGCAAUAUACCACGACCAACUUCCACAGAGCUCUUUUAUCAACUUAAGAUCUCUUCAAUUAGAUGAUUGCCCUGUUUUAAAAUAUGUAUUUUCUCUAUCAGUAGCAAGCAACUUGGUUCAACUCCAAAGCUUAAGUGUUGCCAUGUGUCCCCAAAUGAAAGAAAUCGUCUCAAAGGAGCGGAGGGAACAUGAGACAGCAUCGGACAUCAUAGCUUUCCCUAAAUUAACAAAUUUGACACUCUAUGAACUAUCUAAUGAAUUCGUUGGUUUCUACGAAGUCAACAAGCUAUACUCCAACAAUGAGAUAACGGAUGAGCCUAAGGAUCAAAAUGUGGUAGGAACUUCAUAUGAUGAGCAUCAAUCUUCUAGAAGCUUUGAAAGAGUGGCUACUUGUGAAUCUUGA
This is a messenger RNA of Prunus armeniaca (apricot), 2625 nucleotides long. The record is from the annotation of a GenBank genome assembly. NCBI's taxonomy places the organism in Eukaryota, Viridiplantae, Streptophyta, Magnoliopsida, Rosales, Rosaceae.